Molecule: messenger RNA, 2274 nt
Organism: Malassezia pachydermatis
Lineage: Eukaryota; Fungi; Basidiomycota; Malasseziomycetes; Malasseziales; Malasseziaceae
Product: opt family small oligopeptide transporter
Exons: 4
Coding region: 1-2274 (757 amino acids)
Biological process (GO): transmembrane transport
Molecular function (GO): oligopeptide transmembrane transporter activity
Source: RefSeq, a predicted model, not a curated record
AUGCGCAGUCAUGAAUCAGACUACCCUGAGGCUACGCCAUAUGAAUCGUAUGAGGACGAAGUGGCGUUAGAACUACUAGACGAGGAGAGUCGCGCGCAGGAUGGCAAGCAUGUCAAUGAUGCCAUCGAGGACGACGAUGACGGACUGCGCAUCGUGCAUCAGAUCGUUCCGGAUACAGACAACCCGCUUCUUCCUUCACUAACUUUUCGCUCUGUGGUCCUUGGCAGCGUAUUCACUGUACUGGGUGCUGGUAUGUCACAGCUGUUCUUCUACAAAUCCAAUGCGCCGUCGUUUAGCAGCUACUUUGUGAUCCUUGUCACGCUGCCAUUGGCACGAUGGAUGGCACAUGCGCUUCCAGAUCGCACUAUCAAUCUAUUUGGAUGGCGCUUCCAACUAAAUCCUGGGCCUUUUAGCGUGAAGGAGCAUGUCUUAAUUGCUGUCACAGUCUCAUCAGGGGCAACAAGUGCCUACGCAUCCGAUAUCAUCAAUAUUCAGGAGCUCUUCUUUGGAGAGCAUAUGUCUGCGAUACCGUCGCUUACCUUGUUGAUUACCACGCAAGUCAUUGGCUUUGGAUUUGCUGGAUUGGUGUACAAUAUGUUGGUACGCCCUCCUUCUAUGGUGUUUCCAAGCGCCCUUGUCACUGUUUCCCUUUUCAAUACACUACAUGACUCAGAAUCUUUGCUCACCAAGAAACGGAUGCGCUUCUUCAUAUAUGCAUUUGCUGGCAUCUAUGUGUACCAGUUUCUUCCUACAACGCUGUUCCCUACAUUGAGCAGCGUGGCGGUAUUGUGUUACGUUCACCGCAGUAAGAUUACUCAAAUUCUGAGUUCAGGCUACCGUGGUUUUGGUAUUGCCAACCUAAGCUUUGAUUGGAAUGUACUGGGCAGCAGUGGUCCACUCUUCCAGCCAUGGUGGGCUGCCAUGAAUUUCUACGGUGGGCUUAUCGGCAUGAUGUACAUUGUCAUGCCGAUUUUGUACUUUUCAAACUUUUGGAAUGCACAAUCGUUCCCAGCAGUGCUUAGCUCUGCGCUUUUCACUAUGAAUCAUGAAAAGUUUGAUGUCAGCGCUGUGCUUAACAAGGACAAUACGCUGGACGAGAAAGCGUGGGAAGAAAAGCGGCCUAUGCUUCUUACUCCAUUUUUUGCUUUGUCCUAUGGCAUUAGCUUUGCUAUUCUCACAAGUACCAUAACUCAUGUGCUUCUGUGGCAUGGCAAAGAGAUUAAGAAAGCCUUGUACAACCCGAUAUAUUCGGACAUUCAUAAUCAGCUGAUGAAAUCAUACCCUCUUGUACCACAGGCAUGGUACCUUUGGACACUCGUGUUAUCACUAGGCAGUGCUAUGGUUCUCGUCAUUACAACGCCCUCUUUGCAGUUUCCAGUGUGGGGAUUGCUGUUGUCGGUCGGAAUGUCCCUCUUUUUCUUAAUCCCAAUCGGUAUUCUAAAGGCUGUUAGUGAUACGGGUGUGGGAUUGAACGUGAUUACGGAGUUUGUGGCAGGCUAUCUCAUCCCAGGGAAGCCCAUUGGAAGUACGUAUACGACUUACUUACGUCUAGAUGUAUGCUGGAAAUGCUAUGGCUACAUGAGUUGUGCGCAGGCCCUCGAUAUGAUUGGUGAUUUGAAGCUGGCUCAUUAUAUGAAAAUCAGUCCAAAGCAUAUGUUUUUGUCGCAACUUUUGGGAACAGUCAUCGGGUGUGUUGUGAACUAUAUGGUGAUUCGUGUCGUCCUUGCUCCUGAGAACGGAUACCGCGCAUACCUAGAUGGCAGUGUGGACGAUCCCACCGGGCAAUGGGAUGGAAGAAAAGUUCAAAUCUUCCGUUCAGCUUCCAUUAUCUGGGGCGCAGUCGGCCCAGAGAAGUUCUUUGCUGGCGAUUACAAGUACUUGUAUUGGGGUUUUGUAUUGGGAGCCCUUCUUCCUCUGAUCCCCUGGCUUUUGCACAAGCGACUGCAGACGCAGACCCUGGGCAAACUACGUGAAUCUAUGUUCAGUCGUACGGUGGUCCCUAUUUUCCUACACGGUGCUAUUGCGCCGCCAGCCACGCCAACCAAUAUCAUGUUAGGUGGUUUUAUCUGUGCCUUUUUGUCGCAAAAAUGGGCGCGCGAACGAUACCCGCGAUGGUUCCAGAAGUACAACUAUGUUCUAUCAGCAGCACUCGAUGCUGGCGCCUCUAUCAAUGCGCUAACUGUGUUUGUCCUCUCCAUUACGCUGUUUCGCUGGUUUGGCACGCCACAUCUUUUCUCGCCAGGCACCGACGUGGAGCAUUGCAAAGUAGACUGA